UUAUAUAUUUUUAAGUCAGUAUAUAUUUUAUUUCAAAACUAUUUUAUUUUAAUUGAUACACAUUUGUGAAAUUAAAAAUUGUUGAAUAUUCUCUAAGAAUAAUAUGUUACUCAAUAUAUUCAAAUUCAUAAUACUUUUAAUUCAAACUAUCAACCAAUCGAUUUGUGUAGAUCUAAAUAAUAUCACAUAUGAGGACAUAAAUACUCUUGAAAGGGAAUACCCAAAUUUUCAUCAUGUCUAUUUGGAACAACAUCCUCAUUAUAUAAAAUCACACGAUGGGGAAAACUUUUGUCCAGUGCCUUACAGUCACGCAGUAGAAGAAAAUGAAAUUCCUUAUGAAGGUAUAGAAAUAAUAAAUAGAAAAUUGAAGUAUGUGGUUAUGAACUGUGUGGACAAAGAAAAUUAUAAAUUGGCUUAUACAAUUUUUUUGAACGCUAUAGAAAGUAUGAUCUUUACAUUUAUGUAUCGGUUCUGCGAGUGUGCAAUAGAAAUGAAUAAAAGAGGUGCUGAAAUAUCAUUUAACUUAAAAGUAUUUAGUAAUAAACUUACUGUACUUAUACCGAUAAUUAAUAGAGAAUGGAUUUCUCCUGAACCGUAUGAAUGUAUUUUAGAUGUUUACAAAAAAUACGAAAAAAAAAAUAACAAAUACAAAUUUAAAAAAGAAAACGAAAACGAAGAUUACAGAAAUGAUUUAUUAGGCUGUAUGAAUUUAAUGAAAGAUAAAGUGCACUUUUUAAGAGAACCUGAUAAUUUAUCAACGAAUGAAAUGAAUGUAAACGAAUUGGAAGAAUACCUAAAUAAGAAUGAUAAUGUUAUAAAUUAUCAAUUGACUUUUACACAAUUUUCUCCUUAUUUUAAAUGUAUCACAGGAGAUAAAUAUCAAACCUCAUGUAUUACAUGUAACGGAGAACACAGUGAUAUUAGCAGUAUUUAUGUUUUUGCACCAUGUGGACAUGGCUGGCGCAGUAAAUAUUGUAAAAGCGAAUUGACUAAGUGUCCUGCAUGCCAUGAAGAGGUUACAAAUAAUCAACAUCUAAAUAUAGCAACUUUCGUAUCAAUAGUUACUAAAGAGUACAAUCCUUUACCGCCAAGAUGUAUCAUGGAUGAACGAAAAAUACGUUGUGUAUUGUGCCGUAAUCAAAUAAUAGAUGAUGUUCAUAAUUCAAAGAGACACAUAAUGAUACCAUGUGGUCAUGGUUGGUAUUGUAGUAAAUGCAUUAAGGAAAAAAAGUGUUCAUUAUGUUCCAAGAAAAAAACAAAUAAAUUGUGUGUAAAAUUGAAAAAACAAUAAAUAAUUUUAACAAU
Daktulosphaira vitifoliae (grape phylloxera) is the source of this 1305-nucleotide messenger RNA. RefSeq lists its product as uncharacterized. The coding region runs from base 104 to 1291 and encodes 395 amino acids. The transcript is spliced from 3 exons. The record is from RefSeq and is a predicted model, not a curated record. NCBI's taxonomy places the organism in Eukaryota, Metazoa, Arthropoda, Insecta, Hemiptera, Phylloxeridae.